Molecule: messenger RNA, 4893 nt
Organism: Polistes canadensis
Lineage: Eukaryota; Metazoa; Arthropoda; Insecta; Hymenoptera; Vespidae
Gene: sfl
Product: bifunctional heparan sulfate N-deacetylase/N-sulfotransferase
Exons: 12
Coding region: 1918-4587 (889 amino acids)
Cellular component (GO): Golgi apparatus
Molecular function (GO): deacetylase activity; heparan sulfate N-sulfotransferase activity
Source: RefSeq, a predicted model, not a curated record
UAUUUCUUACAAUUGGAUUGUUACAGAAUUAUCGAAAGAGGAUUCGGAUCGAUAAGAAAUGGUGGAAGUCGAAAUCGAGAUCGAGCGAGCGUACGAAAAUCUCUCUCGAAUGGUCUAAGAGCCGAAAAUCGCAAAGUCCGUGGAAACGCUGAGGUUCUACAUCGUCCCUAAUUGACAACAAGGGAAAGAGAAAAAGAGAGAGGGAGAAAGGAAAAAACCUUCAAGCUGGAAACUCAAACGUAAGGAAGAAAGACGGAAAAAGGAGAAGAAGAAAAGGAAGAAGAGAAUAAGGUAUCUGGAACGGCAUUUGAAAUUUACGAGUAAGUCGGUGGCUCCUGCUAGUGUAAUAGAACGACUCGAGUAAAAGAGAAAGAGAAAGAGAAAGAUAAAGAGAAAGAGAAGCAAGCACAUGGCAUAACAAAUGGUCAGCUGUAAAACCGGCUCAGGACAGUGAAACGACACCGGAAGUAGCUAGCCAAGGAAUACUCGAGGUGCCAGAAAGGCUCGUGUAGAAGUCUAUUCUCUCGAUAGCUCUCAACUUGUUCAUACGAGGCAAUCGUUACAAUUUUUCAUUCGGAUUUAAGAAAGAUCGAUGUAACGAAGAAAUUGUCAUCGAUUCUAUAUAAAUCGUGAAUGCAAAUUUUCGAAGUUACUGAAAGAAAAUAAGAAAUUCUUUAACCGUCCGUUGUACAAUGAUUAUUUUAUCAUUUUUAUUGUUUGUGGAAAAUUGAUGAAAAUAAUAAAAUAUCAUCGUAAUGACAAAUCGUAGGUGAGCAUUGGUUUGAACAAUAAAUCAGUGAGAGCGUAAGAGAAAAAAAGGAAGAGGAAGAGGAAGAGGAAGAAGAAGAAGAAGAAGAAGAAGAAGAAAAAGAAGAAGAAGAAGAAGAAGAAGAAGAAGAAGAAGAAGAAGAAGAAGAAGAAGAAGAAGAAAAAGGGGGAGAGAAGGAACCAUCUUGGGUUCAGCCAGAUGGGUUAAAGGUGAAACGCGAUGGAAGGCGCGAUUCCGUGCCGGUGGAUGCAAAAGGGCGCUGUUCGCGCUGUUACUGCUGCCCUUUCGGAAGCGCAACAAGUGACAACGCCGUGCAACUGCUACUGCUGUUGCUACUACUACCACUCUUACUCCCCGAUUUCCAGACGUCAUCUGCUUUAUCCAGCUAGGAGUCGAGAGGAUUCGAUUCCGUCUACUUGAACGUAAAGAAGACAAAAAUCAAAGGAAAGGAAAGGAAAGGAAAGGAAAGGAAAGGAAAGGAAAGGAAAAGAAAGAAAAAGAAAGAUAAAGAGAGAGGCAGAGAGAGAGGGGGAAGGAUACGGGUCAGAGAUCGUUGGCAAGGAACAACCUCCGUUAGCAGGGAUGCCUGCUAGGAUGAACUUCUUAGAAGCUAUCCAAAGAAGAUUAUUUCCUUCUUCGUCCUUCUUAUCUUCUUCUUCUUCAACCUGCAUUUUCACGCAGAAAUAGGUACGGCCAAGUGUCCAUGGCGACUUUGUCUGUUGAGAUACUCGAUGAAACUACGUUGGACAGAAAGACGAUUGCUGAGAAUCUUGGAGGAUUCUUGGUCUGGUAUUCCUUGGACUGUGCCUUGAAUUCUACAAACGAGAACGGACCGCUAUUAUUCGUCUAAUCUUAAAACGAGCUUUGCGAGAAGAGAAUUAUAGAGAAGGAAAAAGAAAAAUUAAUAACGGUACAGAAUAAGAAGAAAAGAGGAUCAAAAGGAUUUUUUUUAACACUUGUUACACUUUUUGUAUAUCUUAUUUUGGUUAUUUGUUUUCGAUCCACUGACCACUUUUUUAUCGUUCGAUUAAUUCUCCUCGAUCUUAGUGUUGCGUGUAGUGAUUCGAUUGUCGUCGUCGUCGUCAUCGUCAUCGUCAUCGUCAUCGUCAUCGUCAUCGUCAUCGUCAUCGUCGUCGUCGUGGUGGACGAUGGUGACGAAAAUCUCUGCUGUCGAUGCUGGCGUCGCUCUAUUGGGCGCCGUCGGUUCGCGUUGUGUCGUAAAACAGGCGACGGUGAAGAAAUGCGUCGCAGCGCUCCUUCUUGUCUCCAUUGCCAGCAUCUUUUAUUACACUCACUACGUCAUCAGCAGUCCUCUCUCUAGUUUGAUACAUCGAGAUACCAGACCCGAGCCCUCGAUAAGAUGUUCCACAUUAAGGGGUGCGACGAGACUGCCUUCGGCACCGGAUCACCGGAGCGAAGCUCGAUUGAGAAUAGAUCCAAAGGUGUUGGUCUUCGUCGAAACUUUAUAUUCCAGGCUGGGACGAGAGAUAGCCGAGUUACUCGUUUAUAACCGAAUAAAGUACAAAGUAGAGGUGGCCGGCAAGUCCCUGCCGGUAUUGACGAAUCUCGACAAGGGUCGUUACGGCGUUCUAAUAUUCGAGAACCUGAACAAGUACCUGCAAAUGGACAAGUGGAAUCGAGAACUAUUGGACAAGUAUUGUAGAGAAUACUCUGUUGGAAUCGUAGGCUUUGCUCCUCCUGGAGAAGAGAGUCUCGUUGGUGCCCAACUCAAGGGUUUUCCUCUCUUCAUACAUACGAAUCUUCGACUAAAGGACGCCCAGUUGAACGCGGCAUCUCCUAUUCUACGAUUAACCAGAUCCGGAGAAACAGCCUGGGGACCACUUCCUGGUGGUGACUGGACCAUUUUUCAGGCCAAUCACAGUACCUACGAGCCGUUGGCCUGGGCACACAGGGACAGCCUCGACUAUCCAACCAACAAAAGCCCUCUGGCCACUGUCAUUCAGGAUCAUGGAAGAUACGACGGCAUUCAAAGAGUCCUGUUCGGUGGUGGUCUAAGAUUUUGGUUGCACAAGUUGUUACUCCUCGAUUCGCUCUCGUACCUGUCGCACGGUCAACUGAGUCUAAGCUUGAAUCGUAUGAUUCUUGUUGACGUAGACGACAUAUUUGUCGGUGAGAAAGGUACGAGAUUGAAGAGGGACGACGUGAUGGCUUUGCUAGCGACGCAACAAAAGAUUCAAGCACUGGUUCCGGGGUUCAAAUUCAACUUGGGGUUUUCCGGGAAGUAUUUUCAUCACGGGAUAGCAGAGGAAAAUUUGGGGGACGAUAUGCUUCUAGAGAACGUCGACAGAUUUACGUGGUUUUCCCACAUGUGGAACCAUCAACAACCCCAUCUUUACGAGAAUGUGACCCAUCUACAAUUGGACAUGGCACUGAACAAACAAUUCGCAAAGGACCACGGAAUACCAACGGUAAACGGAUACAGCGUAAGUCCUCAUCAUUCAGGCGUUUAUCCGGUCCACGAAGGCCUCUACGAGGCUUGGAAAAGAGUUUGGAACAUCAAGGUCACUAGCACGGAAGAAUACCCCCAUUUAAGGCCAGCACGUUUAAGACGCGGUUUCAUUCAUCGUAACAUCAUGGUACUACCCAGACAGACGUGCGGCCUUUUCACUCACACCAUCUUUAUAGAAAGGUACCCAGGCGGAAGGGAUAAGUUGGACGAAUCGAUACAGGGCGGCGAACUCUUUCAAACGAUCGUUUAUAAUCCUAUAAAUAUUUUUAUGACACACAUGUCCAAUUAUGGAAACGAUCGUUUGGCACUGUAUACCUUCGAAUCCGUAAUCAAGUUUAUUCAAUGUUGGACAAAUUUGAGAUUGUCGAGUGCACCGCCGCUUAAACUCGGUGAACAUUAUUUUCAACUUUAUCCCGAAGAAGCCGAUCCUGUGUGGGGUAAUCCGUGCGACGACCAAAGACAUCAAAAAAUUUGGUCGAGAAACAAAACGUGUGAUCAACUGCCAAGAUUCUUAGUCAUAGGUCCUCAAAAAACUGGUACCACUGCACUCUAUACUUUUCUGUCCAUCCAUCCGGCCAUAAGCAGUAAUUUACCCAGCCCAGACACGUUCGAAGAAAUACAAUUUUUCAAUGGGAAAAAUUAUUAUAAAGGUUUAGAUUGGUAUAUGAGUUUCUUUCCGGCAUCAAAAAACGAAAGUUCUAGAUAUCUUUUCGAAAAAUCAGCAACCUAUUUCGAUGGCGAAUUGGUUCCAAGAAGAGCGCAUGCACUUUUACCAAGAGCUAAACUCAUUACAAUAUUACUUUCGCCAGCACGAAGAGCUUAUUCUUGGUAUCAACAUACUAGAGUUCAUGGUGACCCUGUAGCAAAUAAUUAUUCCUUUCAUUCGGUCAUUACGGCCAGCGAUACGGCCCCAAAACCAUUAAGAGACCUUCGAAAUAGAUGCCUCAAUCCCGGCAAGUAUGCUCAACAUUUAGAAAGAUGGUUGUCGUUUUAUCCACCUCAGCAAUUGCAAAUCAUCGAUGGCGAACAAUUGCGACAAAAUCCAGUAGAAACAUUGCACGAAUUGCAAAGGUUUCUUAAAAUCACUCCGGCAUUUAAUUAUUCCUCGCAUCUCAGGUAUGAUCCUAAAAAAGGAUUCUUUUGUCAAGUUACCAAUGAGGAUCGUACUAAGUGUCUUGGAAAGAGCAAAGGACGUCAGUACCCACCGAUGGAGGAUAAAUCCUAUAAAUUUUUACAAAGAUAUUACUUGUCACACAACACGGCCCUUGUAAAAUUAUUAAAACGACUAGGAUCCAGAACGAUUCCACAAUGGUUGAAGGAAGAUCUGACCGAUACGGUGAUGACCUAGCAAACGCCGAUCGCAUGAAACACAGCUAUAUCUCGAUUUCAAGCUUGGAUUCUCGCUUCCGCGGUACACGAGAUACGUCGUUUAUUGGUGGAAGACUUGUAAAUUAUUUGUACAUUAAAAUAUAUUUCGCUGGAUUACAACAUCCUAAUCGGAGAAGGACCAUAACCAGUGGAGUGGUGGCCUAACAAAUCGAUGAAAACCUGUAAAGCUACUAGUCACUAAACGAUUUAACAGUUACAUGUCAAUGCAACUGUCAAUCGUUGUUAAGCUAAUAGUACUAUUAUUAACGUUAUAUUAUAAUAAUUA